Messenger RNA from Peromyscus californicus insignis, 2881 nucleotides. RefSeq names its product NUMB endocytic adaptor protein (gene Numb). The transcript has 13 exons. Gene Ontology annotation, molecular function: cadherin binding. The coding region runs from base 366 to 2327 and encodes 653 amino acids. NCBI's taxonomy places the organism in Eukaryota, Metazoa, Chordata, Mammalia, Rodentia, Cricetidae. The record is from RefSeq and is a predicted model, not a curated record.
UCCACCCAAUGGAUAAGUUGGAAGUGUCGUCUGGGGCGGGCCUGUUGUCAUGGGGGAGGUGGUGGCGCUUGGUGGCUACUGGCGGCCGAGGUAGAGUCUGAGGCGCCGGAGUUGUGCAGGGCCAGCGGCAGUUUUCAGAUUUUGGAGCCUAAGGAAUAUUUUCCAGGGAAGACUGCCAGUGCAGACACUUUGGCAACCAAGAUCUUGAUACAUAGCCACAGACUGGAAUACUGGUGGGCCACAGUCCUCAGAAACCUUAAGACAGAUGAGGAAACUGACACUUGGUGAAGUUACGAAAUUUGUCCAAAGUCACACAGCUUGUAAAAGGCACAGCCAAGAUUCAGAGCCAGGUUGUAAAAGUUAACAUGAACAAACUACGGCAGAGUUUUAGGAGAAAGAAAGAUGUUUAUGUCCCAGAGGCCAGUCGUCCACAUCAGUGGCAGACAGAUGAAGAAGGAGUCCGAACUGGAAAGUGUAGCUUCCCAGUUAAGUACCUUGGCCACGUAGAAGUUGAUGAGUCAAGAGGAAUGCACAUCUGUGAAGAUGCUGUAAAAAGAUUGAAAGCAGAAAGGAAGUUCUUCAAAGGCUUCUUUGGAAAAACGGGGAAGAAAGCGGUGAAGGCGGUUCUGUGGGUGUCGGCCGAUGGACUCAGGGUUGUGGAUGAGAAAACCAAGGACCUCAUAGUUGACCAGACCAUAGAGAAGGUUUCUUUCUGUGCCCCAGAUAGGAACUUUGACAGAGCCUUUUCUUAUAUAUGUCGAGACGGCACUACUCGGCGCUGGAUCUGCCACUGCUUCAUGGCUGUCAAGGACACGGGGGAGAGACUGAGCCACGCCGUGGGCUGUGCUUUUGCAGCCUGUUUAGAGCGGAAACAGAAACGGGAGAAGGAGUGUGGAGUCACUGCUACUUUUGACGCCAGUAGAACCACCUUUACAAGAGAAGGAUCGUUCCGAGUCACAACUGCCACUGAACAAGCAGAAAGAGAGGAGAUCAUGAAACAGUUGCAAGAUGCCAAGAAAGCAGAGACAGAUAAGGCAGUUGUUGGUUCAUCAGUGGCCCCUGGCAACACUGCUCCAUCCCCAUCCUCUCCCACCUCUCCCACUUCGGAUACCACUGCCUCUCUGGAGAUGAACAAUCCUCACGCCAUCCCACGCCGGCAUGCACCAAUUGAACAGCUUGCUCGCCAAGGCUCCUUCCGGGGAUUUCCUGCUCUUAGCCAGAAGAUGUCACCCUUUAAACGCCAACUAUCCCUACGCAUCAAUGAGUUGCCUUCCACUAUGCAGAGGAAGACUGAUUUCCCAAUAAAAAACGCAGUGCCAGAGGUAGAGGGAGAGGCAGAGAGCAUCAGCUCCCUGUGCUCGCAGAUCACCAGUGCCUUCAGCACACCCUCUGAGGACCCCUUUUCCUCGGCCCCGAUGACCAAACCAGUGACGUUGGUGGCACCGCAGUCUCCUGUCUUACAAGCUAAUGGCACUGCCUCAGCCCUCCCUGUGCUUACUGCUAAGCCAGCCAGUACUGCUCUAGCAUCCGUAGCAAUGCCUGUGCGUGAAACCAAUCCUUGGGCCCAUGCCCCUGAUGCUGCUAACAAGGAAAUUGCAGCCAUACAUCCGGGGACUGAGUGGGGUCAGUCUUCUGGUGCUGCCUCUCCAGGUCUCUUCCAGGCUGGUCAUAGACGAACUCCCUCUGAGGCUGACCGUUGGUUAGAAGAAGUAUCAAAGAGCGUCCGGGUCCAGCAGCCCCAGCCCUCAGCUGCCGCUCUGCAGCCAGCUCUUCAGCCUCCUCCACCUGCCGCCACUGCCCCACCAGCAGCACCUUUCCAAGGAAAUGCAUUCCUCGCCUCUCAGCCUGUGCCCGUCGGUGUGGUCCCACCCCUGCAGCCGGCCUUUGUCCCUGCCCAGUCCUACCCUGUGGCCAAUGGGAUGCCCUAUGCAGCCUCUAACGUGCCUGUCGUGGGCAUCACCCCGUCCCAGAUGGUAGCUAACGUGUUUGGCACUGCAGGCCAUCCUCAGGCCGCUCAUCCCCAUCAGUCCCCAAGCCUGGCCAAGCAGCAGACAUUCCCUCAGUAUGAGACGAGCAGUGCUACCACCAGUCCCUUCUUUAAGCCUCCUGCUCAGCACCUCAAUGGUUCUGCAGCUUUCAACGGCGUAGAUGAUGGCAGGCUGGCCUCAGGAAGCAGGCACGCAGAGGUCCCUGCAGGUGCCUGCCCCGUGGAUCCUUUCGAAGCCCAGUGGGCUGCACUAGAAAGCAAGUCCAAGCAGCGCACUAACCCCUCCCCUACCAACCCUUUCUCCAGCGACUUACAGAAGACGUUUGAAAUAGAACUUUAGACAAUCUCUGUGACGUGUCUUUUCUAUACUUAGGCAAGGACAGGGGGCAGAGGAGCGAAGGGGACUGUGCCUUCCUGAUGAGUACACUUCACUAAUCCCUAAGUCCCAAGGAGCAAGUCCAGUGAGGGCGGUGUCCACCGAGUGAGCACUUCCGGAGAGGACCGCCCUGCAGCUAAGCUAGAGAAAUCAAGGAAAUGUUGCCUUGCAGCCUCUCUCGUACCCUUACAAGUCUCUGGCAAUAGAGAGGCCGAAGUAUCUGAAGAGGAAUCUGUAUUCAAAGCACAUAUACUGGAAUAUAAAACGUAACAGUAAGCCAAACAAUCUCCCUUUAUUUUUCAAGCCAGUCACCCAUUCCUCCCAGGACUGGCCUGUCUUAGCUCUAUAGAGAACAGUGUGGCUUGUGCAGGCUGGGAAGCAAGGCAGGCCAUGGCCUGCUGGGUUCACAGGAGGGCACAGCAGCAGCUGCCCAGCAGAGCUAUGUACUGGGGAUAAAGCUGAGCUUCCAUUUUGAGUAACAGGAUAAAUAUUAUAAAUAUAUAUAUAUAUAUAUAUAU